UAGACCAUCGUAGUUCCAACUAACAUCUUUGGCCUUCUUCUCCUCAUAACUCAUUGACUUUUUCUCUCUCUAAAUCACACAACUUUCUCUCUCUAAAAAAUAUCAUGCAGGUGGCAGCAACACUUCAGGCAACUAAUGCUCAUUUUUUUCAGACACGUCGAGCCAGUUUCAAGUGCAAUGGAUAUUCAUCACCAUUGAACCCUGUAACUAGAGCUACUUGUAUAAAUGCACAAAGUUUGAAAACAAUAGCAUCACCACCAUUAGCACCAACAUCUACAGAUAUGACAAAAAAACAUCUUUCAAAUCUUGAAAAGCUUUUACAAAAGCCAUCUCAGCCACAUCCAAUGGAUCCAUCGGUGCCGGUAAUUCAAGAACCGAAGAAACAGGGGAAAGAAAACAGGGGAAGGAACUUAUUGGAAGGGCUAAAUUUGUCUAGAAUUUGGCCUGAAAUGAAAGCAGCUGAAGAAAUGUCACCAAGGCAUUUAAUUAGGUUACAUAGAAUGUUAUCAAAUAAAUCCAUGGAUGAGUAUUCUCCAAGGAACAAUCUUGGUCGUAGGUGGAAGGAAUACCAUGGUUGUAAAGACUGGUUAGGUCUUCUUGAUCCAUUAGAUGAAAAUCUACGUCGAGAAUUAGUCCGGUACGGGGAGUUUAUUCAGGCUGCUUACCAUUGUUUUCACUCCGACCCCGCCACGUCAUCAGAGGAGAAUCCUGACGUGGCGAGGAACGUGUCGUUACCUGACAGGUCGUACAAGGUGACCAAGAGCCUGUUCGCCACGUCAUCCAUUGGCCUGCCUAAGUGGGUGGAUGACGUGGCGCCAGACCUCGGGUGGAUGACCCAGAGGUCUAGUUGGAUGGGUUACGUGGCGGUAUGCGACGAUAAAGCCGAGAUCCAACGGAUGGGAAGGAGGGAUAUUGUCAUCGCGCUGCGUGGGACUGCCACGUGUCUAGAGUGGGGCGAAAAUGUCCGCGACUUACUCGUUCAAAUGCCAGGAGAAAAUGAUUCAACCGAAGGACAACCAAAAGUAGAAUGCGGUUUUUUGAGCUUGUACAAAACAGGUGGGGCUAAAAUCCCAAGCCUAGCUGAAUCUGUGGUAAAUGAAGUAAAAAGACUUACUGAAAUGUAUAAAGGUGAGUCCCUAAGUAUAACAGUAACAGGGCAUAGUCUUGGUGCUGCAUUGGCCCUAUUAGUAGCAGAUGAUAUAAGUACAUGUGUACCAGAAGCACCACCAGUUGCAGUUUUUUCCUUUGGUGGCCCUCGAGUGGGCAACAAAGGUUUCGCGAAUCGCCUAGAAUCCAAAAACGUUAAAGUUCUACGAAUCGUGAACAAGCAAGACGUGAUCACUAAAGUUCCAGGCAUGUUCGUGAGCGAAGCAAUCGACAAAAAAUUAAGGGAAACGGGAGCCGCGGGGGUGUUAAACUUGCUUGACAAUAGCAUGCCAUGGGCUUAUUCACAUGUUGGCACUGAAUUAAGAGUUGACACAACAAAGUCUCCAUUUUUGAAACCUGAUGCAGAUGUUGCAUGUUGCCAUGACUUGGAAGCAUAUUUGCAUUUGGUUGAUGGCUACUUGGGAUCUAAUGAAUCAUUUAGACCAAAUGCUAAGCGGAGCCUUGCUAAGUUGUUAAAUGAACAGAGUGCUAAUAUCAAGAAAUUGUACACUAGUAAGGGAAAAGAUUUGAGUAGUCUCAAUCUUAAUAGAGAAUUUAGUUUUCCUAGGCCUAGCUGCUUGCCUAGUCCUUCAUCUUGAAAUUGUUGGAAUGAGGAGGAUGUAUGCUUCUUGUACAAAUUUAAGAAGUAAUGAGAAGUAUACGUUUUCUACUUGUAA
Messenger RNA from Lycium ferocissimum, 1823 nucleotides. RefSeq names its product phospholipase A1-Ibeta2, chloroplastic-like. Bases 105 to 1745 code for a protein of 546 amino acids. Gene Ontology annotation, molecular function: glycerophospholipase activity. The record is from RefSeq and is a predicted model, not a curated record. Gene Ontology annotation, biological process: lipid metabolic process. The transcript has a single exon. NCBI's taxonomy places the organism in Eukaryota, Viridiplantae, Streptophyta, Magnoliopsida, Solanales, Solanaceae.